AAACGUACCCUUAAUGUAGCCGAGCGGAAAAAGGAAAUUUAUGCCACCUGAUCAUUUUGACAGUUCUUUCACAGCUGUCAUUGCAAAAGUUUGUGGUUGGACGUAUUGUUUUCGUCGUUGUGGCCUUUAUUAGAUAUUUAAUUAAUUUCUACCUAUAAAAUAGACAUACAAUUGUGCAUAAUUUGUAUUCAGAAUUUAAAUUUCCCGCUGUGGAAUUUGUGGUAUACAAAAGUCGAUUACCGGUAAAGCUAAAGUAAUGCAGCAAAGAGCACUGUCGUUGUUGGGUGCUCCACGCUUUUCUCUUUCACCUAUCCCAUUAUCAAAGAACGCUAUUCAGUUCACAUUAAUCAUUUCCUUUUGCGGUUCGUGUACGCGUCGCUUAAGUUGCAUUUAAUCCGUGGUCGUUUGUGGUGUGAGCAGUCUUCUGCCACACACUGCGCUGCGUUGACCACGCAGUCGACGUUUAGUUCGAUCACUUGUGGCCACUGCGGCUUCACACCUUAUAAUAUGGAUAUUCAGAACGAUUUGAACAUAAUUAGGAAGUAUCGUAAAUCAUUAUUCCAUCUCACCAUGAUAACCUCCAUUGUUGCUGCUGCCACAAUAACUAAUGUCUUGGGAAGUGCCAGUGUUGAGAGUGCGAAAGAAAUAGAUGAACAACCUAUGUUGCAGUUGGAUCGUCGUCCUGCUGCUAUACCCUACUGCGAUGAUGAUAACCCAGAUAGCACCAUUUCUCGAAGACUCUUGUACAUAACCACGCUGGACGGACGCUUGUCAGCGCUUGAUGUCGGUAAAGGCGGUAAAUUACGUUGGAGUGUGCCAACCGGUCCGGGGCCACUCAUAUCGUCAAGCAUUCACCGCCUUGAAUUGACCAACAAUGGACAAUUUGUGCGUAUGAUACCAUCACUGAGUGGUGGUAUCUAUAAAUUUGAUGGUGAAUCUAUUGAUCCGAUACCUAUAACCACCGAAAAUUUGCUCAGUUCUUCGGCGAAAUUCUCUGAUGAUCUGGUCAUUUCGGGUGGCAAGGAGACCCGCACCUAUGGUGUGUCUUUGCGUACUGGACAACUAUUAUACGAAUGUUCCAUGCAUGGUUGUAUCAAUUCGACAGAUGUCAGGGAGGCGGCUUUGAAUGAUGAAGAAAAUAGUAGAAAUACUGUUGGUGGCCAGGAGAAAAUGGAACAUGAUCCACUUAUUGACGAUGUAAUGGUUGUGCGUCGUCAAACACAAACCGUACGAGCUGUGGAGUCACGUACCGGUGUUGAACGUUGGAAUUUUAGCGUUGGUCAGCAUGAAUUGAAUAUUAUUAAGCCAGCUGAGUGUCACGAUCGUCCAUAUAGUGACAUGGAUAUGGAUAUGUUAGAUCUGGAUAUAAGAGUGGUGGUGCCAGAGGGUGUUAUCUGUGCGUUCAGCAAGUCAAAUCCGAAUGUAAUGCUGUGGAAAUAUAAGUUCGAUCAUCCCAUUGUGAGCGGUUGGAAACUUAGUGCCGAUGAUGAACUAGAAAUGAUAGAUAUGUUCAGCUCAGCUCAGUGGAUGUGGGAUCACGAAGAGAACAUAUUUGAACCACCCAUAAAUGCUAUGAGUCCUGCAAUUUAUCUGGGCAUGUACGAUAAACAGUUGUAUAUUCAGGAAUCUGUUAACUUGCGUCGCGAAAUCGAUGAUCAGUCUAAUUUAUAUUCUCAUCUGACUACGGACUCAACAAUGCCUAUAAUACCUUGGCGUCCCAUACCAGCCAGCAGCAACUCAUUGGCCAUACUUAAGAAUGAUAAAGCCAUAACAGAUAGAAGCAAGCCAGAUUCUUCGCAUGAAGUUGCUGUGCUUCCGAACGCCAAUAAUGCAGUGCAGGGCAAUGAGUUAGUACCCUAUGAGGAGGAAAAAUUUGCAGUGGCCGCAAAAUCAGUGCUUAACGGCUCGGAGUUUGUAAAUGGAAAUGGGUUCUAUUUAUAUGCGCGUGAAGAUUCGAAAAUAGAAGAUGAAAAUGCGCAUUGUGAACCCGAUGGGGAAGAGAAUGAGGAGGAUGGAGAGGAUGACGAGGAAGAUUUAGGAAACAGUGGUGAUGGUGAUGCAGUUGGCACAGGUGCAAAUCGUACUAAUCGCACAGUAAGCGAUGAUUUGGGCUUUAGCCUAGACGAUAUCGAUGCACCAGUCAAGGUAGUGAUACUAUCCCUGUGGUUCUGGUGGAAGGAAGUGGUAGUGAUUGCAUUGACCACGGCAGUGUUGGUCAAUCUAUUUAUAGGGCAACGUCAGCGACAAGAGGUAUUGGUGAUUGAACGUCAUGUGCCGGUGCCAACCGCCUAUGAGGCCACCGAACAGUCAACAGUCGCGCUAUUGGGGCCCACAAAUGUUGCGGUAAAUGGCAAUGCUAAUGGAUCCGUCAACGUCCAUCGUUCACUUUCGGAGUCUACCUCCUGCUCGGGUGAUAAUUUCAUUUCGCGAUUUCAGAGUGACUUCGAUUUGAUGCGCUGCCUAGGACGAGGUGGCUUUGGUGUUGUCUUCGAGGCGAAGAACAAAUUAGAUGAUUGCAAAUACGCUGUGAAGCGUAUUACAUUGCCCAAUAAGAAAGAGUCGCGUGAUCGUGUAAUGCGAGAAGUGAAAACCUUAGCCAACUGCGAACACCAGAAUAUUGUGCGCUACUUUCAGGCUUGGGUCGAGACACCACCACCAGGCUGGCAAGAGGAGGAGGAUAGUAAGUGGUUAGCGCACGAAAUGUCGAUGUCCAUACAAAUUGAAACGCCCGAUGGCACAACACUGCCCUCAUUCGAUAAUGUGCCAUCGGCUCAAAUCCCACCGAGACGUCAGUUGCAGGUUGAGCGUAAACGUCAACUACUCUCUUGGAUGUCAAGCUUGAAUAAUACUGAUUGUGGAUCUGAUAAAGAGCACAACAACUGCAUUGACGAAGAUGACGAUGACGAUUCGUGUAUUGUAUUCCGCUCAGAGUCACAGUCGCUGGCGUUGAAGGGAAGAGACGACAGUGAAAGUGACAGCGAAAUCUUAGUUGGAAGCAAAAAUUGCAUUGCCAAGAGAGACCAGCAAGAAAACGGCAAUAGGGCGCAAACAAAUGCCAUUUCAAUUGACAUUCAUUCCAAUUCGUUUGACUUGAGUUUGCAAAAGAACGGCAAGAAUAUCGAUUACACACAACUGUCCGAUUCCUUUCAGAUUGAAUUUGUGCGCUCCGCAAACGGCGACGAAUCAAACGGUGAUAGUGGCUGCGAUGGCCAAGCAAAUGGCGAUGUAUGGACUUCCAGAGAUGCAGACCGUUCGUUUAAUGGUAACAAUUACAAAGCGAGCUCCAAGUCCAAACAACGCCCCAAUUCCUUAGAGCUCGGCAACAUUUCCGUAAAUAUAGACAACAACAAUAGUUGUAAGGCAUUAAUGCCAGCCGUCGCAGUGCUGUCCACACCGAAGCCACAGCAAAACAAAGUAUACCUGUACAUACAAAUGCAACUUUGUCGCAAAGAGAGCUUGCGCGACUGGUUGCGCGAAAAUCGCUGUGAGUCGCGCCAAAGUCAAAUCGCCAGUAUUUUCCAUCAAAUCGUCGAUGCAGUCGACUAUGUGCAUUUGAAGGGACUUAUACAUCGCGACCUUAAACCCAGCAACAUUUUCUUCUCCCAAGAUGGCCAAAUCAAAAUCGGUGACUUCGGUCUCGUCACCGACAUGUCCGACAUACCGAAUAUGGUGACAAAGUGUGGCGAUACAACUGGGCUACCUUCAUGUGCGCGCCAUACGCAACAGGUUGGCACACACCUGUACAUGUCGCCAGAGCAGCUGCGUGGCCAGCACUAUGAUUUCAAAGUGGAUAUCUACUCGCUUGGCCUGAUCUUCUUUGAGUUGCUUGUGUUCUUUGGCACCGAAAUGGAACGUAUUAAAACUCUGCGCAAUCUCAGAGAUGGCAGCUAUCCACAAGAGUUUCCGCUGGCUUUCCCCAAAGAACACGAGCUGCUUAAGUUGAUGUUGUCCAAGUUACCCGCCGAACGGCCAGCGACGGCAGAGCUCAAACUGAAGUUGCUCGACAUACUUAAGUGGCCUGAUUUUACAGUGGGCGAUGGUGAUCCUGUGUCGUUGGUGGCAGCGGCUGCUCGUCGUUAUAGCCGAAGUCGAACAUUUAGCACUAGUGGUGCGUGAAGACUAUAACUAUAAGGAACACAUUUUAUUUUUUACUUAAAUCGAAGAUGUCAUACAUAUUUUGAUUGUCCGUCUAGUUAGUUAGUUUUUAAGUUAAUGUAAUCAUUAGUUAUACGAAUAAUUUUAUUGCGAAAUACAUAAGGAUUUAGAAAACUCGGAAAACAACCUUAAUGAA
This is a messenger RNA of Rhagoletis pomonella (apple maggot), 4291 nucleotides long. RefSeq names its product eukaryotic translation initiation factor 2-alpha kinase-like. Gene Ontology annotation, molecular function: protein binding; ATP binding; protein kinase activity. Lineage: Eukaryota; Metazoa; Arthropoda; Insecta; Diptera; Tephritidae. The transcript has 5 exons. Gene Ontology annotation, biological process: protein phosphorylation. The record is from RefSeq and is a predicted model, not a curated record. Bases 508 to 4116 code for a protein of 1202 amino acids.